Messenger RNA from Gekko japonicus, 3006 nucleotides. It is a transcript of the gene SPHK1, whose product is annotated as sphingosine kinase 1. The transcript is spliced from 5 exons. Gene Ontology annotation, cellular component: intracellular membrane-bounded organelle; membrane; cytoplasm. Bases 392 to 1963 code for a protein of 523 amino acids. The record is from RefSeq and is a predicted model, not a curated record. NCBI's taxonomy places the organism in Eukaryota, Metazoa, Chordata, Lepidosauria, Squamata, Gekkonidae. Gene Ontology annotation, biological process: negative regulation of apoptotic process; sphingosine biosynthetic process; cellular response to growth factor stimulus.
GAUGCAAAAAUGUAUCUUUGCCGAAAUACCUGGUGCAAUCCCCAAGAUCGCUGACUAGGGAGUGCACCGCAUUAAUCUUAGUGGUACUUCUUCGUGCCUAGGACUGGGCGCUCUGUGACUCACGCAUUUCUUAAAAUGUGCUCCUCGGUCCCGGGAGUGAGCAAACCGCAAAACAAAAACAAACCCGCCACCCGGUGAGCUUUCUGAAUGAAAACUUCGCUGCUGUUGUUCCUCAGGGAUGCCGCCUGGUGUCGACGGAGAGCGGAGUGCUCGAGAGCCCCGGCCCGUGGCUGCCGCUAGUUAAAAGCCAGCAAGGGACACCAGCCGCUCUUGGAUCCGGGUGCGGAGCGCUCGGGAGCUGCCGCCUCGCUCGCUCAAUGAGGCUGCCGCGAUGGAGGGCGGCUCGGGCCCGGGGGAAGGCGCUCCGCGCGGGGCCGCCGCCGAAGUUUUGCUCUCGGGGGUCUUCUCGCUGGCCCCGUCCCUGAAGGUCGACUAUACCCUCAGUCUCAACAGCGACGCGGAGCUGCUGAUGCGCCGGCGGGACUCGGCGCCGAGCAGCCCGGCCACCCGGCUGAUGCUCUCGGACUGUAUCGGCUGCUACGCUUCCCAGAGCCAGGUGGCCGCCUACUUCACCCUUUUCUGCUACCCGCUCAAGAAGGGCUGGUGGGACUCCGCGGAGUCCAGGCGCAGAGUGGCUCGGACUUUCCGCGUCCUGGUGUCCCCGGAAGCCGAAGAGAACCGAGCCGUCGCCGAGACCUGGGCUGGGAAGAUCAGGGAGCUCUCCGCCCCCCGGAUCCCGAGGCUGGAAGGGGCAAUAUACGGACACCUCCCUCAGCCCUGUCAAGUGCUGGUGCUAUUAAAUCCACAGAGUGGGUCGGGCCAGGCACUACACCUAUUCAGGACCCAAGUGCAGCCGAUGCUGACAGAAGCAAACAUAGCAUUCAGCAUGUGUAUAACUGAGAAACACAACCAUGCUUGGGAACUGGUGAGGGAAGAGAACUUGUCCAGGUGGGAUGCCUUGGUCACUAUGUCUGGGGAUGGCUUGCUGUAUGAGGUCAUAAAUGGACUGAUGGAGCGUCCUGACUGGGAGACUGCUAUUCAGAAGCCUCUUUGCAUCCUCCCAGCAGGCUCUGGAAAUGCCAUUGCUGCAUCUCUCAAUUACUAUGCUACCAAGGUCUGCCUCUUGAAAGAAGAGCUGCUGAUGAGCUGCACUUAUUUCCUAUGCAAAGGCUUGCAUGCUCCCCUGGACCUGGUGUCCCUACGUACUGCCUCAGGCAAGCGUCUGUUCUCCUUCCUCAGCUUUAGCUGGGGUUUCGUCUCUGAUGUUGACAUCACCAGCGAAAGAUACCGCAAACUGGGCAGUGCCCGCUUCACUCUGGGCACCCUGCAACACCUGACCACGCUCCAAGUCUACAAGGGCCAUCUCUCCUACCUGCCUGUUGAAGCGCCAAACUCUAUAUCCUCACAAGGGGAGCAGAGCAGCCUUUCAGCACAGCGUGCCAACCCAGUCUCCUUCUGCAACGGGCAGUCCGUUUCCGCCCGUCCUCAGCAGGGCUCUGUGCUUGAGGAUUCUUUACUGGUACCCUUUGAACAGUCCGUUCCCAAAGACUGGAUUGCAGUGCCCGAGGAGGAGUUUGUCUCCAUUGUUUGCAUCUACCAAUCCCACCUCGGAACAGACCUUAUUCUGGCUCCCCCAGCCAAGCUGUAUGAUGAUGCCAUCCACGUUUUCUACCUGACUGCCGGGGUUUCCAGGAUGGCAAUGAUCAAAUUCCUCAUGGCCUUGGAAAAAGGGACCCAUUUGACUCUCAACUGCCCGUAUCUCCACUAUGUGCCUGUGAAAGCCUUCCGGAUUGAACCCUCCAUGCUUAAGGGGCACAUGACAGUGGAUGGUGAAGUGCUGCCAUGUGAGCCAGUGCAGGGUCAAAUUCACAGACGGCGUUGCCGUAUCAUCAGUGGUUCCUGAAUGUGUUGGAGACUUCUAAGAAGCAACAUCUGUGCCAGCAGCGAAAGGCUUUUACAGCAUUGUUGGGUGCAUGUUUAAUUUCAUGAAACAGUGCCUGUAGCGAGAAACCUCAAAUGUUGUAUCUGUCAAGACGGCAUCAGCUCUGUUUUCAAGUGAUAAUUCUCAGGGGAAACUGGGCCUUCAGAGUAUGUAACUGCAAUAUUAAUAGGCUAUUCCCUCUGGUACUAGAAUAGCCUCUGUCUGUUGCUAAGGGGCAGAAAAGGCUGUUUUAUAGUCUUCAUACUCUCUUGGUAAAGAGGUGAAAUAAACCGAUCUCUUCAUGAAACCAAAGGCAGCUCCUCAGCAUCAAUGGUUUACUCUUCCUUCUGAGACCAAAGCCUGAUGGAAGAUGGCUAAUUUAGGGGGCAUGACAUAUAAUCCCCACCUAGUGAGCCUUUGGCUGAAAUCUAUUACAACUUUUAAUCCCUUUCUUUUGUAAAGAAGAGUGUGCUUUUUUACAAAGAAAUAAAGUUGUUUGUAAUAGCAGAUUAUAUUCUUAUAGAGAUGAAAUAAAGAGCCACAUUUUUUUCAAAAACAAUCAGCACUGUUUGAAAAUUAAGUUUGGUUUCAGUUCUAAGCAGUAUCAAUACCCUCUUCUUACAGUCACUGGGCUUACACUUGAUGCAAUUUAGUGGGCAGGGAGAGAACAGUUCUCAAGAGAUGGAUACUUCCCACCUUCAGCCCUGACCUGGAUAGCCCAGGCUAGCCUGAUCCCAUCAGAUCUCAGAAGCUAAGCAGGGUUGCCCUUGGCUAUUAUUUGGAAGGGCAAACUCCAAGGAAUACCAGGGUCAUGACACAGAGGCAGGCAAUGGCAAACCACCUCUGAAACAUCUGCCUUAAAAACAGAUCUAGCUCGCCACCUAGUAAUGCAUAACGCUAAAGUAGCUAAAACCUCUGCCUGCCAGACAAUCUUAGGAUCUCCUGGAUAUUCCACUCACAAUGCAAUAUGAUCAUUAUUUCCCACUUUUAAUUGCAUAUGCUUCCUUGUUAAAAAAAAAAAAAAA